AUGGCUACAUCCUCAUCAACUUCUCUGAUACCGAAUGCUUCUGAUUCUGCUGCUGGGGAAGACUUCUCUGACCCAGAAGUUGAAACCAACGAAUACACUGCGGCAGCUCCGUAUGUCUGGGAGACGUGGCAGACUGAAAUUUUAAACCACUAUCUUCCAUUUUACAAAGCCAACAAAACUGUCAAACAAAGGACCGCUCUGUUGAACAAGACAUUUCGGAGGAUGCAGUCGAAGAGGGACAUUCCCGAUUCAGAUGUCUCCGGUCUCCGCAAGGCAAUGCGGCAGUGGUAUGGUCUCAAGGCCAAAGUUCGGCAGCCGAAGCAAUACAAAAUUCGGGGCGUCAAUUGGAACUUUCGGACCGUGGCUGCCUUGCUGAAGAAAGAGGAAAUUAAGCAAGCAGAAGUGGAACUCGCCGGUGGCCAGCCUGUAAAAUUUGGCAGCUAUCAGGCUGCGUUGAAUAAUGUUUUGGGAAACAUGGAUGAAGAGGAGCUGAAUGGGCUGAAGGUUACAGCGGCGAAAUGGAACGCCGCAGGACCGCCGGAAGAGGAGAAAAAUUGGCUGUCUGUAAAACAUGCCCCGAAGUACGCCAAAGCCUUCGCCGAAAAAUGUUUCAAACAGCUUGGCGCAUGGGUCCUUAUCUACUGGGGGUCUAUGGAUACUGAUGGGGGCCUCGUCUCAGCAAGGUUUGAUUUUAACAAUGAGCUGGGAGGGGGCACGGCCUACAAGGAUAUGUUUAAUGAUGCUCCUGUAACGGAUAGAACUUGGGGCAAGUAUUUGGAGAGGGUUUAUAAAAUGUCCGAAGAGCAGCCGAUUCUACGUCUCCAGCCGAGAGGAGCCCUAAUGGAACUUGACGUGGAUCAAGAUGGAGAGCCGAUAAUUCCCGAAGAAGUGACUUGGCCUUCAGAUCUCACGGGAGAAGCAACAAUCAAGUGGCAAAAGGCACUGCUUCGGUCUUACCUCGGUGCCCAUUACGCUCUGGCAACCAAGGAUGGAACUCAGCGUGUUCCUUGGACCAAUGUUAUAAACGCACCGAAAGACUUCAUUUCCGCCGAAUAUUUACCAGGUUACGAGUCUAUAGAUAGGGAGCCAUCGCAUCUCACGGUUGUUAAGGUUCGAAAGCUUUUGCGAUUUUGGUUAGCAAGGCAAUCAUCGGGCUUGGUAGCAUUUCGGUGGAAGUUGGUGAUGUAUGCUGGUGAAAUCGUCAAAGCCGAACCUCCGAAGAAGGGCUGCAAACCAUCCGACGACUUGACUCGGAAGAGGGGGAAACAGCACACUGCCAAAGGUCGGCCGAAGAAGAAGUCGAAGGCUUCGGUGGAUUUUAUUACCUCCGAUGACGAUCUAUCUCCAGCGACAACUACACGAAAGAAGAUCAAACCUCGACCAAUCAAAAAGCCGAGGGUUGUUGACGAACCCGACUUGGACAGUGGGGAAGACUUUGACUUCAAUGGCGUUGACCUUUUCGCCUUUUCGGAUGACGAGCAGAUCAAUCAGUUCGGUGACAGGCCACUGAAGGAAAACAACACUGGCGGAACCUCCCAGGAACCAGAUUCCCUCUGGAUGGCCUUCACCAACAAGCUACCCGAAUACAAGUGCUGGUCGCCGGACCGUAUCCAGACUGAAUUCCAAGUCUUUCGGGGCUGGGCAGAAUCCUCAGGCCUGUUCCAAGCUAAUGGCAGUACCGUCGGAGGCGGUACUGCCGAACAGGCGAAUGAUCCAGCCACCGACGAUUUCAGAGUCGCCAUCACCGAUAAACCUCUGGUUGCAGGAGACAAAGCCCUAACCGAAGAUAAGCAAGCAUCUUCGCCAAAUCACCACGCAUCGGCUCCGAAUCAGCUCAAUGCCAUUUCCUCUCCCUCCGAUGAAAGACCCUCCGACGAAAGGACAAAGAACAUCCAAAAAGAUGCCUUUGCCAGCAGCCUGGCUAGCACGCUUUCCGAUGCAACUUUGUGGAUUUCAUCGUCAAUCGGGGCUGGCGGUUCAUCAAUAGCCGACGCUGAUAUUCCUCGUUCUACAGCACCGACGGAUGUAGUCAUCCAGAUGAAUCAAACAAAGACCAAUGAUUACACAUUACCAGCAAGGAAUAUCGAUAGUUCUGUUGGACCAAUGGCUAAAUAUUCUACACCCCGUCUCAAAGAUCUUUUUGAUUCGUUUCGGCAGCUUGCCGCCGCCGGACCAUCAGGAGAUGCCAACGUCGGUCCAGAAGUUCCGAAAAUGAUUGAUGUAAUGCGGCAUACCCCACAGUCAGUCCCUUUACUUCGGCCUGCGGUGAUCUUUGAAAGGCCUGCUACACCAUCAAUGAUGUUGCCAUCGGCAGUAGUGCCAUCGCCGGGAUUGCUGCACAUCGCAUCCGACGAAGGCCAUCCGGCAUCAGCUGCUCACACAACCCAUCGGCUGGCGGAGAGCCCAGCCAAUACUUCCUUGCCUGUUGGUGGAAUGGGUGGAAUGCAGACAAGAAAACGAAAGGCAGAACAGGAAGCACCCGGAACCUCAAAAAGGGUUACCAAGCCACCAAGCAAGCUUCCAGUUGAGGUGGCGAAGACAAUUGAACCGAAGCCGACGAAAGGUAGAAAGCCAUCUGGCGGAUCUGGGAACCCACCCAAGAGAGGCCGAGGGAGGCCAAGGAAAGCUGGGACUUAG
Messenger RNA from Laccaria bicolor S238N-H82, 2637 nucleotides. RefSeq lists its product as uncharacterized. The transcript is spliced from 4 exons. Lineage: Eukaryota; Fungi; Basidiomycota; Agaricomycetes; Agaricales; Hydnangiaceae. Bases 1 to 2637 code for a protein of 878 amino acids. The record is from RefSeq and is a predicted model, not a curated record.